UGCUGGUCAGUGGAUAAAGGAGGAUGCUGCCGACCCUCGAGUCACACUGACAGCAGGUCAGGACUCAGUUGGAGGAUGAGGAGAACCAACCUGCUUUUGCUGGCCUCCCUGGCCUUUGCUUCUCUGAUGUCUCUUGCUGAAGUGAAGCCAGCUCCACUCAAACUGAUGGCUGCUCCCAACUUACUGAGAGUUGGAACAGCAGAAAACAUCUUUGUAGAAUGUCAGGACUGCGAUGGUGGAGACAUUUCCGUCGAUAUCAAAGUGAUGAACCACCCGACCAAAACCAAAGAGCUCGCUAAGACGACUGUGACCCUUAGCAACAACAACAACUUCCAACAGCUUGGAGAAAUAACCAUCCCACCUGGAGACUUCAGUAGGGAUCCCACUGUCAAACAGUAUGUUUACCUGCAAGCUAAGUUCCCUGAUCGAGAGCUGGAGAAGGUGGUCCUGGUGUCCUUCCAGUCUGGGUACAUCUUCAUACAGACCGACAAGACCCUGUACACGCCCAACAGCAAAGUGUAUUACAGGAUGUUCGGUUUGACACCAGAAAUGAAGCCCGUCGAAGGACAAAAUCAAGCUGACGCUUCUAUUGACAUCCAGAUUCAGACCCCUGAUGGCAUCAUCCUGCCGCUUGAUCCAGUCUCUCUGACUGAUGGCAUCCACUCUGGAGAUUACCAACUCAGUGAAAUUGUUAGUCCAGGCUUGUGGAAAGUGAUGGCAAGGUUCCAGAGCAACCCUCAGCAGAGCUUUUCGGCUGAGUUCGAGGUCAAAGAAUAUGUGCUCCCCAGUUUUGAAGUUAAACUCCUGCCUGAUACACCCUUUUUCUACGUGGACAGCGAUGAUUUCAGAGUCAGCAUCAAAGCUACUUAUCUGUUUGGUAGAGAAGUUUACGGGACAGCCUAUGUGGUAUUUGGUGUUCUGGAGGAUGGAGUGAAGAGAGGCCUCCCAAGCUCUUUAUCACGAGUCCCAAUCACAAAUGGAGAAGGACAGGUCACACUGAAAAGAAGUCAUCUCACUGACACCUUUCCAGAAAUCCACACACUAGUGGGGAAAUCCCUCUACGUGGCUGUCAGCGUGCUGACUGAGGGCGGAAGUGAAAUGGUGGAAGCACAGUUAAGAGGCAUCGAGAUUGUCACAUCACCCUACAAAAUCACUUUCCUAAAAACUCCCAAAUAUUUCAAACCAGGAAUGUCCUUUGAUGUUGUGGUUGAAGUGGUGAAUCCUGACGGCAGCCCAGCUAAUAAUGUUGUAGUGGAAGUUGUUCGGCAUAAUGUGCAAGGCCUCACGGCUCCCAAUGGUGUUGCAAGACUGACCAUCAACACACAAGGAACAGACAUCUCUUUGGAAAUUAUUGCACGAACAAAAGCUCCUAACCUUCCUGAUGAAAGACAAGCAUCAGCCAACAUGGUCGCGACCCCCUACUCCAGCAACACCCAGCGUUACAUCCACAUAGGUGUGGACACAGCUGAGGUGAAAGUCGGAGACAACCUGAAAAUAAACCUCAACCUCAAUAACCAGCCAGGCCACCAAACAGACAUCACGUACCUGAUCACAAGCAGAGGCCGGCUGGUGAAAUCUUCACGUUACAAAACAAAAGGCCAGUCACUGAUUUCCCUCAUACUCCCUGUUACCAAAGAAUUGUUGCCAUCCUUCCGCAUCAUAGCCUUCUACCAUCCCGCUGAUAAUGAAGUGGUGUCUGACUCACUUUGGGUAGACGUGAAAGAUUCCUGCAUGGGCUCGCUGACUUUGCAAUCAACCAGACCCGUCCCCUCCUAUGAGCCUCGCAAGAUGUUCAAUCUGAAGAUCACUGGAGAUCCAGGUGCAACGGUGGGAUUGGUCGCAGUCGACAAAGGCGUUUACGUCCUAAACAACAAGCAUCGUCUAACCCAGAAAAAAGUGUGGGACAUUGUAGAGAAGUACGACACUGGGUGCACACCAGGGGGUGGAAGCAACAGUAUGAAUGUGUUCUUCGAUGCUGGGCUGUUGUUCGAGUCCAGCAUCUCUUUAGGAACUCCCUACAGACAAGAGCUGAAAUGCAAGACUACAGCCAGACGAAAGCGAGCCACGACUAUAUUAUCAGUCAGAACCAACCUGAUGAGUAAAUAUAAUAACGAACGGCAACGAGAGUGUUGUUUGGAUGGCAUGAAGGAAAUCCCACUGUCGUACACAUGUAAGCGACGUGCAGAGUACAUUUUGGACGAUCCUGACUGUGCUGAAGCAUUUGUGCACUGCUGCAAUGAGAUGCAAACCAAGAGAGCGGAGAACAAAGAGGACGAGCUUCGUUUAGCUCGCAGUGAGAGCGAUGACAGUUACAUGGACAGCCAAGAAAUUGUUUCUCGCACUAACUUUCCUGAAAGUUGGCUGUGGUCGGACAUCAAACUCCCAGCCUGCCCUCGACCUAACUGUGAGUCCACAUCUUUUGUGAAAAACGUUCCUUUAGUAGACUCAAUCACAACCUGGCAGUUCACGGGCAUCAGCUUGUCAAGAACACUUGGAAUCUGUAUUGGUGAUCCAUUGGAAGUGAUUGUGAGGAAAGAGUUCUUCAUUGAUCUUCGGCUGCCUUAUUCUGCCGUUCACGGGGAGCAGCUGGAAAUAAAAGCGGUCCUUCACAACUACAGCCCAGACGUCAUCACUGUUAAAGUAGACCUGCUUGAAGAAGAGCAUGUGUGCAGCUCAGCUUCCAAACGUGGAAAGUACAGUCGGAUUGUCAAAGUCGGAGCCCAAGCCACACAGUCUGUUAGCUUCAUCAUAAUUCCAAUGAAGGAAGGACAACGCAGCAUUGAGGUGAAAGCCAGCGUUAAGGACUCGUCGCUGAAUGACGGAGUCAGAAAGAUGCUGCGGGUGGUGCCGCAAGGCGUACUGGUUCAGACUUCUCAGGAUGUCACGUUAAAUCCAACUGAACAUGGCCAAAAUGGUCAACAAGUGGAAAAAUUAAACAGUAAUAUUCCCAGGAAUGAUUUGGUUCCAAACGCUCCAACGAGAACGGACAUAUCUGUGACAGGGAGAGAACAAGUUUCCGGGCUAGUGGAGAACGUCCUCAGUGGAAGUUCAUUGGGCACGCUGAUCAAAGCUCCUGGAGGCUGCGGAGAACAGACCAUGAUCUCCAUGACCCUGCCAGUCAUUGCAACCUUAUAUUUAGACAAAACCAAUCAGUGGGAAACUGUGGGCUUCCAAAGACGAAAUGAAGCCAUCCAGCACAUAAAAAACGGCUACCGACAUGAAUUAAUUUACCGUAAAACUGAUGGGUCCUUUGCCGUUUGGGCACACGAUAAAAGUAGCAGCUGGCUGACAGCAUACGUUGCUAAGGUCUUUGCUAUGGCUAACACCUUGGUGGCGGUGGAAAGUGAACACAUCUGUGGUGCUGUGAAGUAUCUGAUCAUCAAUGCUCAGCAGCCCGAUGGCAUGUUUAGAGAAAUUGGAAGAGUGUAUCAUGGAGAAAUGAUUGGUGAUGUGCGUGGCAAAGACUCAGAUGCCUCCAUGACAGCCUUUUGCCUCAUUGCCAUGCAGGAAGCACGGACAGUAUGCACACAACAUGUAACUAGUCUUCAAUCCCAAAUAGACAAAGCGAUAUCCUACCUGGAGAAGCGUCUGCCCACCCUCACCAACCCUUAUGCGGUUGCCAUGACAUCAUACGCAUUGGCCAAUGAAAACAAACUAAACCGGGAAAUCCUCUACAAGUUUGCUUCUCCUGAGUUAAACCACUGGCCUGUUCCUGGAAACAAGAUUUUCGCACUGGAAGCGACAGCUUAUGCUCUUCUGGCUCUGGUCAAGAGUGAGGCCUUUGAAGAUGCCAGACCUGUUGUUAGGUGGUUCAACCAACAGCAGUUUGUUGGUGGAGGCUACGGAUCGACUCAGGCUACGAUCAUGGUGUACCAGGCUUUAGCAGAGUACUGGUCCAAGGCGAACGAACCAGAAUACAACCUGAAUGUAGACAUCUUGUUGCCGGGUAGAACAAAGUAUGAUAAGUUCAACUUUAACAGGGAAAAUCAAUUUACCACAAGAACAUCUAAAUUUAACGACAUAAACCAGGAUGUGAACGUGAUCGCUACAGGAUCAGGAGAAGCAACCGUGAAAAUUGUGUCGUUGUAUUAUGCCCUCCCUAAAGAGAAGGAAAGUGACUGCCAGCAGUUUAAUAUGUCAGUGGAUCUGAUCCCAGAGAAAAUAACCGAUGAUGAAAGGACAUACCGGCUGAGAAUAGAGUUUUUGUAUUUGAACAAAGAGCGUGAUGCCACCAUGUCAAUUCUGGACAUUGGCCUGCUUACUGGUUUCACAGUUGACAAUGAUGACCUGAACUUGUUGUCUAAAGGACCUGCCCGUGUCAUAGAUAGAUAUGAAAUGGACUCAGUUUUGUCAGAGAGAGGCUCCCUCAUCAUCUACCUGAACAAGGUUUCUCACACACAACCAGAGGAGAUUACUUUUAGAAUUACUCAGCCAGCAAAAGUGGGCAUCUUACAGCCAGCCGCAGUUUCUAUUUAUGAGUACUAUGACAGAACACGUUGUGUGAAAUUCUACCAUCCACAGAGGAGGGCGGGCCAACUGCUACGACUGUGUAAAGAAAAUGAAUGCACCUGUGCAGAAGAAAACUGCAGUAUGCAGAAGAAAGGCGACAUCAGCAACGAUGAGCGAUUAGCAAAGAUCUGCGAGAGCACAGAGACCAGCAAAAUUGAAUAUGCAUACAAAGUUUCUGUGGAAAACGUCGACUUUGACCUGUCUGCAGACUCUUACACAGCGCGAGUAAUCGAGGUCAUCAAGGAAGGAACUACUGACGUUGGUUCUCUGGGGAAACUGCGAACAUUCCUCGGUUAUCAGCACUGCAGAGAAGCUUUACAGCUAAAACAGGGCCGUACAUACCUGGUCAUGGGCUCAUCCAAAGAUAUUCACCGAGAUGAACAAAAUGAAUCGUUUCAGUAUGUGCUUGGGGAGAGAACCUGGAUCGAGUACUGGCCGACAUCAGAAGAGUGCCAGUCUCAUGAACACCGACCCUCCUGCUUGGGCUUGGAGGAGAUGGUAGACCAGUACAACGACUUUCCCUGCCAGCAAUAAUCGAACCCAAGAGAACCGUUCAUUUCAGAUUAUUUUUCUAUUCUGAAUUAUAUUUACAAAGCAUUGGCUGUCACCAUUUAACGACAUGAAAAUGACUAAAUAAAGAUUUAAUGAAUA
Molecule: messenger RNA, 5160 nt
Organism: Nothobranchius furzeri (turquoise killifish)
Lineage: Eukaryota; Metazoa; Chordata; Actinopteri; Cyprinodontiformes; Nothobranchiidae
Product: complement C3
Cellular component (GO): extracellular region
Molecular function (GO): protein binding; endopeptidase inhibitor activity
Source: RefSeq, a predicted model, not a curated record